AUGAACCUCUACCUCUCCACUAUUCUUCCAGGUCUACUUGAAUAUGCGCCCUGGUCAGCCCAGCGACGCCUGGUUAGCCCACCAACGUCUGCUCAGCCCACAGAGCCUGGUCAACCCCCAGAGCCUGGUCAACCCCCAGAGCCUGGUCAACCCCCAGAGCCUGGUCAACCCCCAGAGCCUGGUCAACCCCCAGAGCUUGGUCAACCCCCAGAGCCUGGUCAACCCCCAGAGCCUGGUCAACCCUCAGAGCCUGGUCAACCCUCAGAGCCUGGUCAACCCCCAGAGCCUGGUCAACCCCCAGAGCCUGACACCAAGCACUGUAACUCAGCAUUUUACGCCUCGUUUGCCACGCUUUGCAAAUUAUUCACCCGAUACAAAUAG
Procambarus clarkii (red swamp crayfish) is the source of this 381-nucleotide messenger RNA. Lineage: Eukaryota; Metazoa; Arthropoda; Malacostraca; Decapoda; Cambaridae. The record is from RefSeq and is a predicted model, not a curated record.